Bactrocera latifrons is the source of this 5727-nucleotide messenger RNA. It is a transcript of the gene elav, whose product is annotated as protein elav. NCBI's taxonomy places the organism in Eukaryota, Metazoa, Arthropoda, Insecta, Diptera, Tephritidae. Gene Ontology annotation, molecular function: RNA binding. Gene Ontology annotation, cellular component: ribonucleoprotein complex. The transcript is spliced from 3 exons. Bases 547 to 1887 code for a protein of 446 amino acids. The record is from RefSeq and is a predicted model, not a curated record.
AUCGUGCGCUCGCCGUAAACACAUCAAUUCUCGGGUGAAAUUGUCGUCUUUAUUGUGCAAAAAGAAUUAGAGAAAAAAAAAUCUUAUUACAUAGUAUACAUAAAAGGUAGAGAACGAAGAAAAGAUAUUUUAAUUGUCAUAAAACAAAUCAAAACGAAGCAAGAAAAACGAGUAGAAUUCUUAAACACCGUGCAAAAUCAAACGAAAAAUACAUCCAGGAAAAGUGUGUAUAUCGAGCAGCCAACAGCAGUAGCGGAAAAUUUAUAUAAAAAAUUACAGAAAAAGUUAGCACAAUCAAAAACUAUCGCAUACAAAGAAAAUCGAUAAAUCGAUUAGCUUAGCAGCUCUCGAAUUUCACACACGCUUCAAUUAAAACGCCAUCUUCAGCGUUGCCAACGACUUUUUAGCAGUCAACGUUGACAAGAGACGCAGCCGUCAUCGUCGAGACAGCGCAGAAUUAAAAUAAAAGAAGAAAUUUCCGCCAGAACGAAGUUGUGAAAAAGCAUCAAAAUUAUUGCCGCAACGAGAAAAACACACGCCAACGCAAUGGACUUUAUGAUGGCGAAUGCCGGUGCUGCAGGCACAGUAGACGCUCAGGCCCAGCUAAUGGCUCAAACCGCCGCCAAUCCGGCCGCUGCCGCAGCCGCCCUAGCCGCUUCGAAUGCAUCACCUGCGCAGACUGCUGCCGCUGCUGCAGCCGCACAACUGCAACAGCAGCAGCAGGUGCAGCAGGCCAUUUUACAGGUGCAGCAACAGCAAACACAACAAGCCGUCGCCGCCGCCGCUGCCGCCGUCACCCAGCAAUUGCAACAGCAAACUACCAACGGAAAUACGAAUACCCAACAGAAUGGCAAUAAUAACGGCUCAUCCGAGACACGUACUAAUCUCAUUGUAAACUAUUUACCACAAACAAUGACCGAAGAUGAGAUACGAUCAUUAUUCUCCAGCGUAGGCGAAAUUGAGUCUGUGAAAUUGAUACGUGACAAAUCACAAGCUUUUAUGGAUCCACUAAAUCCGCAAGGACCAAAUAAGGGUCAAAGUUUGGGUUAUGGCUUUGUCAACUAUGUACGCGCACAAGAUGCCGAACAGGCCGUUAAUGUAUUGAAUGGGCUGCGUUUACAGAAUAAAACCAUCAAGGUAUCAUUCGCACGCCCCUCAUCGGACGCCAUUAAGGGUGCGAAUCUAUAUGUGUCGGGACUGCCGAAGAAUAUGACACAGCAAGAGCUGGAGGCAAUUUUCGCACCAUUCGGAGCUAUAAUCACAUCGCGUAUACUACAAAAUGCCGGCAAUGAUUCCCAGACCAAAGGUGUCGGUUUCAUACGUUUCGAUAAGCGCGAGGAAGCAACGCGUGCCAUUAUUGCACUGAACGGAACCACACCACCGGAUUGUACCGAUCCGAUUGUGGUGAAAUUCUCAAAUACACCGGGUAGCACUAGCAAAAUAAUGCAACCACAAUUGCCAGCAUUCCUCAAUCCACAGUUGGUGCGGCGCAUCGGCGGCGCUAUGCAUACGCCGGUCAACAAAGGCUUGGCACGUUUCUCACCCAUGGCCGGCGAUAUGCUCGAUGUUAUGCUGCCAAAUGGUUUGGGUGCGACAGCGGCCGCUGCUAGUGCAUUAGCCAGUGGUCCGGGCGGUGCUUAUCCCAUUUUUAUUUACAAUUUGGCACCCGAAACUGAGGAGGCAUCGCUGUGGCAGCUAUUCGGCCCAUUCGGCGCAGUGCAAUCGGUUAAAAUUGUUAAGGAUCAAACCACAAAUCAAUGCAAAGGUUACGGCUUCGUGUCGAUGACCAAUUAUGAUGAAGCGGCAAUGGCAAUUCGUGCACUAAACGGUUAUACACUGGGCAAUCGGGUGCUACAAGUUAGCUUCAAGACCAACAAAUCAAAGUAAAUUAUCUUUAAAGCGAAAAAUCUACAGUAGUAACAUCUAACUGCAACAAUAGUAGUAGUACCCAAUAACAUCAACUGUAACAAUAACACACGCAUACACAAUGAAAACAAUAACAGCAAUAAUAACAAUGUAGCGGAAAUACAGUAGUAACAGCAGCAACAUAUUGCGGACGGACAAAAAAUGUAAAUCGGUGAGCGCGGAGCCGAGCUGCAACCCGACCGCAGGCAAGUUGAUGGAAAUGCGCGGGUUGGCUUUAUUUAAAAUUGGUAAAAGUGUGUGAUGUGCAAGGCGUGUUGUGGGGAGGAUGAGUUUGCUCUUCCUCCCCCCAACAUUCGCAACGCACGCCAACCUCGUAUUUUCCAUUUUUUAAUUAUAUUUUUUAUAUUAAGCAUUUACUAAAAAGUCCAACUUGAAGCUAUACGAAGCUGGAAAUUAAAUUAAUUAAUUAGCUUUUGAAAGUGAGGUUAAUUAAUCUAAUUUGUUACACUGUAAAUUCUAAUACAAAAUCACAAGCGCGGAGUAGUAGAUAGGUGCAGAGAAAUAUUGACAACAAGAAAUUUGUGUUGUAGCAAAAUUUUGAGGUUACAAGGCACUUCUAAAAGGGAUGUAACGAUUCAGUAUAUCUGUAGCGAAGUGAAAAUAUGAAAACAAAAAAAAGCAAAGAGAAAUCAUUUGAAUAUAUUUUUCCUUAUCAGCUUCCACCCUCAGUGGCUUUGCGAAAAGAAAAUGGAUGCACAUAAAUGCUUAAAAUGGCGCGCCAAAUGCCGCUAGCAACCACCCGUUGUGCGCGUAAGCAGGCGGCAAGCUUCCCACACGCCUCAAAUAAUUGGGGUGGUUACGGCAGGCACUCCAAAUCAGUCCUAGUGUAACGUCUGGCAGCGUAGCACAUAUGUGUCUGUUUGUUAGUCACCUGAAUUUCACAAUGCCAAAACAGUGAAGGAAAAAUAUAUUUCACAGUACAUUUCUAUGUAUGUGUAUGUUUGCUUUUGAAAUACAUAUACAAAUUUUGGCAAUUUCAAUCAAUGUUCUGCGAGUGUUGGCUUAAUUUAGAAAAAGUGGCCUGCUUGGUGGUAAUCAAAUUGGCAAGCAAAUUCUGAAAAUUAUUACUCGACAGUUUAGACUAUUUUUAAAUUAACCAACAGCUGCAACUCGCGGCUGAAUACUUACUUGCAUGUGUGCGUAAACACGAAUACACAUACAUAUGUAUAUUUAUUGAAUCUCAGCAAACAAUAUAAACGAAUCAACUAGCUGCGCCACACAUUCAAAUAUGAAAGACAAAAAAGUCAUUUUAUAUUUUCACUACUCUAGUCUGAAAUAAAAUAGAAAAAAUGCAAAGAAAACUUAUAAAAACGAAAGUUUUGCAAAAUUAAGGCCCAAAACAAUAUUUCUGCAUCCUCUAGAAUUUCUUAAGUCGAUGUAAUAUUUGUUAAUAUCCCUACAAACAAAAGCCAAAACGUAUGUGUGAAAAAAAAUGAAUGAGCAUCCCUUUACAAAUUGAAAUCGAACAAAGAGAUCAACACAAAAUUUUCCAAAUUAAAACCCGUUUCGAAAAUUUCCAAAACUAUAGUUGUAUGAAAACUACUACUGCACGAGUAUAUCACAAAACCGUUUAGCUCAAUGAGCGCCAAUUAGGCAGUAACUAAAAAGAAUUAGUGAACAGUUCUUUUGAAAAUAUACUAAUAAUUAAGAAAUAAAGGCAAACAAAAAUCUUCCAAAACAACCUUGGCCUGCCGGCAGCAAUAAAAGUAUUUUAAAUUUCAUUUGCUAUUUUAAAAGUUGACAAUUUUUAUACGUUUUCUAACUCAAAAUAUGCGUUAUAAGCAAAUGAUAAAUUUAAAUGCAAUAAAUUGUGCAGCAAGCGCUCGAAAGAAAGGCUUGAAGAAAGACGAGUGCGUACGCAGGUUUUAAAGUAAAGCAUUACUAUAAUACAAUAAUUAAUUGAAUGUUUAAAAACAACUCUAUUUUGGUAUAAAGGUUUUCAAUUAUAAGGUUAGCAAAACGAAAAAAAAUUGUUAAAACAAUUGAUAAAGUUAAUGAGUUUAGUGGCAUUCAAGAGUAAAAAACCAGAAAAGUAGGAACGAUGACAUGUAAUUUCAAUUAAAUAAAAAAUAAACUAAAAUUUUUAAAAUUAUUUAACGUACUAGCAAAACAAAACAAAAAAUAGUAAAUAAUCUUAGAGACUAUAGUAAAAGCAACGUCAAGGAGGCUGCUACAGUAUUAAAUAGCAAAAGCUUAAAUUUAAAUAAUUAAAAAAAUAUAACUAAGAAAAUAACCAAAAGUUGGGUGUAAGUUCAUAAAAAUAUAUGUAACUAUAAAAUAAAGGGGCAAAGCCUGCGUGCGCAAAUACAAAUUUACAGAAAAAGUAGAUCUUUUGAAUUUUAAAUGAGCUAAACAACUAUAACUAGACAGUAUCGAAUGAGAAACAAUAAUUAUUAAAUAAACAUUGCGCCUCCAGAAGGCUAAAUUUACAAUUAAAUAUAUAAUACAUCCAAUAUCAUAAAUAACUAUCCACACUUGAGAGUUAAUAUAAAUUUUAAAAUAAUAUAAAAACUUGCAUAACAUAUGAAACAAAAAUUUUAUUUAAAUUUAAUUAAACAUUAAUUGAUUGAAAGGUUGCGGCAGAUCCUUUUUACAUAUUGACAGGAAAAACGCACAGCUUGUUGUGUAUUUUGGUGGCGAAAAGAACGCAAAAAGUGUUGUUGUUUUUAGACACUAUUUUUACGCUUUUUGCGCUUUAAUUAACGCUAAUGGUGCGCUGAAUUAGUAAACAACUUAAAAUAACAGUGAAAUAUUCACAUAAUAUAACUUCAUUUUUUUUAAAUAAAAAAUAAGCGCUAAAUAUUUUUAGCAACUUAAAAUUUGUUUAAAACGAGCUUUUAAAGAGUCAAAGGCAAUUUUUUAAGCGCUGUAUGCGCGCCUAACACCGUUUUAGUGCGCUAAGUUCAGAAAGUUUUGUAUUCGAAGUUAUUCUCAACAGGAGAAAGCGGAGCAUCCUUAUUGUAGUUAGAGCGUUCGUUUUUGUUCUUUUUCGUCACCACCUACGCACAAAGCGCUAACAUGAGUGUUCAAUAAUUUGUUUGAGACAAAAUUACAAUGUGAAGCACAAAUCACCCGAAAUACAAAUAAGCUAUACAUAAUUUAGUGUGCAAUGUUUUAAGCUUUAGGCUGCGCACAUAUAUAUAUACACACAUACAUAUUAUUGACACACACACACAUGCAUCAAUAUUCGUGUAAUGUUUAAAAAAUCAAUUUGUUUAUUUUUAAACGUAAUUUGGUUUGUUUACAAUCAAUGGUUGCAGGUAUUUGUUUGAGGAGCAGUUUUGAAUUGUUGAAAUAUAUUUAAUAGAAAUUUGUUACAUUUACGAUUUUGUGUUGUUUGUGCUUCCACGAAUAAUGCCCCUUUGAUUUUGUUCGUUUGUAGUGCAGUACAUUGGCAUCUUGUGUUGAUUUCUUUGUUUCAAUUUACUUUACUUUGAGUUUUGCGCAAAUGCGCUUCAACUAUUACUUGCUACAACCCACAUGAGUUCGAAAUGUAAAAAAUACUACUUUCGAACAAUAUUUGAAUUACUUUUGAAGCGUUUAACCAACAUAUUUGAAGUUGUUUAAAGUUAUUUAUUAAUAUACUUUUUUUCGAUAAGUUCGAUUUCUCAACACGGCUACUACUCUUAUGUUUGUUGUUGUUUUUUUUUUUGUACCCACGCUCGUAAAUUAUAAUUUUGUCAAAAAGAAAAAAAUGUGUGUUCAUGUAAAAUUGACGCGCGUGUUCUCCCAGCUAUUUUGUACACAUAAUUUAUAUAUUUAUACAUAUAUACAGUCCAUAUACAAUACAUACACACGCAU